CUGGUCGUUGACGCUGUGAGGGGAAGUACGGUGGCCGGCAAGAAGAAACGCGCUGGUAGUGCGGGGAGCUGCAGCCAUGGAGGGGGUCACCGUCGGCCAGGUGUUUGACGCGGAGUGUAUCCUCAGUAAGCGGCCCAGGAAGGGAAAGUUCGAGUACCUGGUGAAGUGGAGAGGAUGGUCCUCCAAGCACAACAGCUGGGAGCCCGAGGAGAACAUUCUGGACCCCCGGCUGCUGGCAGCCUUUCACAAGAGAGAACAGGAGCGCGAGCUUCUGUUUCAGAAGAAGGGAAAGAGGCCGAGAGGACGACCUCGAAAGAUUCAGCCAGCGCCCACCGUCACGAAGGACGACCGCUCCUCGUCCUCCUCUUCCUCUGGCCUGUCAUCAACCGCCUCCUCGUCUUCCUCAGAGGAUGAAGAGCACACAAAGAAGGUGAAGCCCGCCCCCCGCGUCCACCCCGUCCCUCAGAAGAGGCCUCAGAUCCUGCUCGCCAAACCUGACACCCCCCGAAAGAAGAAGCGAGGGAGGAAGCCGCUGCACCCCGACCUGAGGGCUCUAAGGCAGGCAAAGAGCCGCCCUCCCCCGCCGCCUUCUCCACCCGGUCCACGCCACCACCAGCUGCCCAGAGACGAGCCGCGGGCCAGCGUGAAGAAGCCACUGCAGCCGGCCAGCUUCACCUACACUGGCCUGAGCCGGAGCGCCAGAGAGGAGGCCGGCUCCGCCUCCCAGACCUCUUCUGCCUCCUUCUCCCAGGCCUCCAAACCCGGUGGGCUCGGCUGCAUUUGGACCAAUCGCUCGCUCUCAACCUCCUCCCUGUCCUCAAGCUCCACCUCCCAAAACAAAGCCACGCCCACCGCACAGAAUAAGAACUCUCUGUCAGAGCUGAAGCGCUCCGUCCCGGAGAUCGGCAGAGGAGACGGCUUUAAGGUGACGCCUGUGAAGCAGGGCGGAGCCUCUGGGUCGCUGGGACUGCACAGCAGCUUUGGAGGAGGCGCAGUGGUGCAGCGCCCCCUGCUGGCUCAGAGGAGGCAGGAUGGCAGCGGUGGUCAGAGCGGGGUGGCUCCACACAAGCAUCUGAGCACGAGUUUGUCCAAACCGCCAUCGUCAGCAUCGCCGUCGCCCCGAGACAGAGCCAGCCAGGCGCUGAGCCUCCGCGCCCUUAACCUGCAGAGCGUCGGCAAACUGCCGCCCACGAGCGGCCUUCAAGGAAGCAACACUAGCGGGGUGGCGGUAGCUAGAGCGAACCCACGGAGUAGUGGCAGUGGGAUGGUCAUAAAAGGAGGAGCGAAAGAUGCUCGCACUGGAGGCGGAGCUCCAGAGCAGGGCAUGACGAAGGACAAACUGACGGGUGGUGGCGCUGCUCGAGGGAAUAGUGGCGUGAGGCAGGACGGCCGUAAACACGUGCUCGGCUCUCAGAACAGGAACCUGAACGAGCUCAGCACCGGCGACUCCGACGAGACUAGCACCAGCGAGUCAGAGACGGAAGACCCUCUGUUUCCUAGCAACAGCAGACCCAGCCGCGGCAACAACGCCACCGACUCUGACACGGAGACGGACUGGAGGCCGGCGCGGAGCCUCCUGGAACACGUGUUCGUCACAGACGUCACAGCCAACUUCAUCACGGUGACAGUGAAGGAGUCGCCAACCAGCGUGGGCUUCUUCAGCUCCCGGAACCACUGAGCCGGGCGUCUGCUCGCUUCCUAGAACAGCUCAGGGUUCCUACACCUCUCUGGAAAUCCAACACGCAGUCAUUCCCGGCGCCUCCAGGGCGACCCUUCGGUUCCAAGAAACAAAAACACGGUGGAGAGAUCGGAUAGAGCAGGAAGCUCCUGACAGUCGGCAGUAGGAACCCUGACGUUCAGACCCCGUUCACACCUGUGAUCAGUCUGCCGACCUUUAACCUGCAAACCGGUCACCUUCACAGGGUCAGAGGUCAGGCGACUUUCAUACCUUUUUAGACCUUCCUACCUUCCUGUUAGGACGGAAAAUGCAUUAAAAAAAGUCAAUAAAACAAAAUGUUCCCUUCCUCUGAGAUGUAAUACACUACGACUGCCAGGAGGGGGCGCUAAUGUAGGGCUCAGAUUAAGCUCAUAAAUAUUGUGUCGUCGUCUGAUUGACAAACACAGUUUUAAACUGAACUAUGUGAAAAUGUUACUUUUUUGUAUCUAAAGUUGAGAAUUUGUGCUUGUAACGAUAAUUACGAUUAUCUGUCUCAUGACCUCUGACCCCUCUUGCUCAUCCCGUUCUGUUUCUGUUCUGCAGCCAGCGCCCACCGUCACGAAAUGGAAGGGUAAAAUGUAUUACCCUUCCAGGACCUGAAGCUCAGUCAAGCUCCACUCUGACAGCCAAACCAUCUGUUCUCUGAUUGGAUUGUUAAAUUUGUGAUUCACGUGAUAUUGACCAAUCAGCUGAAAGGAAGAAAAUUGGGUCAAAAUUUGUACUUGUAAGUUAAAAGUGACAGAGUGAGGGAGCAGAGAGGUUUACACUUCAGAUCUGUAACCUUAACAAAAAAAAUGUGUAACCUGUGUAAAUAUUUUUUAGACACACAAAUUCUCAUCUACAGAUGCACAAACAUAACGUUUCUUUAGAUAUUUUAGUUUACAAAGUUCUAAAAAGAUUUACGAGCACAGUUUGACUCCACACUAAUGAACCUAACAGCUGAUUGCUGCCAUCGUGGAGGGAAAAGUCUGUAUGUUUGUUUGAACUGCAGGAUCGUCCUCGCAGUUUAAAGUUUCGUCUGUACGGAGCACGCUCAGGUCGAGCAAACAAACAGCUGCUCGUUGUCCGCAUAUAAACACUCCCGCCUCACCUCUGGUUUCUCUCUGUCUUAAACACAGAGAGCGUCAGGUGUUUGUCAGGAAGGUGUUCAGGUAUGAAAGUAGGUCAGGCCGAGGUCCCACGCAGCUGAGACCAAACCAAAGUCAGGAUGAGGCUUUGAUGAUGUCGUAAAUGACACAUUGAUUUCAUUGGCUGGAAGCCCCUCGAAGCUGGCGCAGGCUUCUGCACCCUCUGCUUCUGCUUAGAAAGGAAGUGACGUCCUUCUCGGCGCUUCCUGAUCAACUCAAGCUUCCCCACAGACCAGCCAAAAAACCCUGGAAGACAGAAUUAUUGAUCCGAUUGUUUCUGAGCGACACGCCGCCCACAUCCACAGCUGCUGUCACUGACUGUCACAGCCAGCGGCUCCGAGGCGUGGCUUCCGAGGUGUGAAGCCACGUGAAACCACGCCACUAUGAGUUGGUUUGUUUCUCGUCCGAAAAUCCUUUUUGUUCAGUCGCCCGAUAAAAAGAUGAUGGAAACCGUCCGCUCGGUUUUUCUCACAUCGUUGAAGCGUCUCGGGCCGCGUCACGGAUGCGUUUUGGUGCUACGCCGCUUACAGCACAGUCCGACUACUCUGGCGUCCUUCAGGAGGCUUUGUGUGCUCGCCUCCUCAGGUCUGAUGGGUGUCUAAACGGGGUCUGGACUCACAGGUGGACAGCGCCUCUCCGGUGCCUCAGGUUCCCCCCUCACAGCAGGACUGUUGGACCGCCGCUCGGCAGGAUUAGCUCCAGGAGGACAUUUGUGUUUGUUGGACGUACGUGGCUUCUUCCAGGGCAGCAUGUUUAAAAAAAGAAGUUUCCUCCGUCGUCUUUCAGUUCUCUUUGGACCAAAGCUGUUACGAAUGUGUGUCGUUCUCAGUGUGGUAUCGACAGUGUUUCGUGCACUACGUGCAGUAUAAGCUCAUGAGACAUCCCAUAAUCACUUCUAUAUAUGUACAUAUAUAUAUUUAGCAGUUUUGUACCAUUUGAAACCAUCGCCGUGUCUUUUGGAGGUGAAAUAUGUGUUAAUUUAUAUUUGUAAAUAUGUCUUUCAUGUGAUAUGUAACGAUCUAUGGGUGCUCAUUUUGGCUUUUAGCGUCACGCACCUGUAGCCUGAAAUAAACCGGAAGCACCUGAAACUUCA
Pundamilia nyererei is the source of this 3937-nucleotide messenger RNA. RefSeq names its product chromobox protein homolog 2-like. Gene Ontology annotation, biological process: negative regulation of transcription by RNA polymerase II. The coding region runs from base 77 to 1678 and encodes 533 amino acids. Gene Ontology annotation, cellular component: heterochromatin; PRC1 complex. NCBI's taxonomy places the organism in Eukaryota, Metazoa, Chordata, Actinopteri, Cichliformes, Cichlidae. The record is from RefSeq and is a predicted model, not a curated record. The transcript is spliced from 5 exons.